Molecule: messenger RNA, 878 nt
Organism: Castor canadensis (American beaver)
Lineage: Eukaryota; Metazoa; Chordata; Mammalia; Rodentia; Castoridae
Source: RefSeq, a predicted model, not a curated record
UUCCUAUAUGUCUGGUAGGACUAAUGAAUGAAUUAUUGGCAUGCACUGAUGGAGAUAGCAAGAUGGGUCAGACACACAUGACAAUCACUGGAAAUACCAGGAAUCCACGCUUCCUGGAAGGUGAGUGGCUGGGCUCACCCCUGCCUGCCACCGAGACGCAGACAUGCACACACCACCCGCACUCCCUCGCCGUUUCCAAGGCGGCGGCCGCGUUCGCACCCCAGGGUCUCACCGGCAAGGGAAGGAUAAUCUGGAGAGGGAUCCCUCAGGAGGGUGUGUUCCGGAUUUCUUGCCUCAGGCCCAAGACUCCAACCAUUUUAUAAUGGAAUCUUUAUUUUGUGAAAGUAGCGGGGACUCAUCUCUGGAGAAGGAGUUCCUCGGGGCCCCAGUGGGGCCCUCGGUGAGCACCCCCAACAGCCAACACUCUUCUCCCAGCCGCUCACUCAGUGCCAACUCCAUCAAGGUAGAGAUGUAUAGUGAUGAGGAGUCCAGCAGACUGCUAGGACCAGAUGAGCGGCUCCUGGAAAAGGAUGACAGCGUAAUUGUAGAAGAUUCAUUGUCGGAGCCCCUAGGCUACUGUGACGGGAGUGGGCCAGAGCCUCACUCCCCUGGUGGCAUACGGCUGCCCAACGGCAAGCUCAAGUGUGAUGUCUGCGGCAUGGUCUGCAUUGGACCCAACGUGCUCAUGGUGCACAAGCGCAGCCAUACAGGUGAGAGGCCCUUCCACUGUAACCAGUGCGGUGCCUCCUUCACCCAGAAGGGGAACCUGCUGCGCCACAUCAAGCUGCACUCUGGAGAGAAGCCCUUCAAAUGUCCCUUCUGCAACUACGCCUGCCGCCGGCGUGACGCACUCACCGGCCACCUCCGUACACACUCAG